AUCGACACACGAGGGGAAGGGGACCCAGCUACACACAGCCAAGAAGAGAUCUGUUUUCGCGUUUAAAACAUGAGACCUUGCAAGUUAGGUCUUAACACACCUCAUCUCAACUCAGCAAAGAAAGUACGGACAUUUGUGUUUGGGGAAGGCCAAAACAAAGAAGUUUGCUGCAAUGAAGCGAAUGAUUAACCUAAAAGAUAACAGAAUAAAGGAGAAGGACCGUGCAAAAGCAAAAGAGAAAAAGAAGAAAGAUCCAUCUGCGCUUAAGGAAAGAGAAGUGCUAAAGCACCCUUCAUGCCUGUUCUUCCAGUACAAUACGCAGCUUGGUCCACCAUACCACAUUCUAGUCGACACCAACUUUAUCAACUUCUCCAUCAAGGCCAAACUGGAUAUUGUUCAGUCUAUGAUGGAUUGUCUGUAUGCAAAAUGUAUACCCUACAUCACGGACUGUGUCAUGGCUGAGAUCGAAAAGCUUGGAAUGAAGUACAGAGUUGCACUCAGGAUAGCCAAGGAUCCAAGGUUUGAGCGUCUGCCGUGCACACACAAGGGAACGUAUGCUGAUGACUGUUUAGUGCAGAGAGUAACAGAGCACAAGUGUUAUAUCCUGGCUACUGUGGACAGAGAUCUAAAGAGAAGAGUCAGAAAGAUCCCCGGGGUCCCCAUCAUGUACAUCUCAAACCACAGGUAUAAUAUUGAACGGAUGCCUGAUGACUAUGGUGCUCCAAGGUUUUAAUGAUACUAGGACCAGACCAGAGCUGUAAAUAGACUUGAAAUCUCCUUUUGAAUCUAAAUUGUUAUUAAAACUGUUGUGAGAUUUUGAUUUCACUGGUGAGGUGUGUUUGAUCAAACUGUACAUUGCUUUAUGUUUUGGUAUUCUUCUAAACAAUUUAUUAUAACAAUAAAUGCAUUGUUGCAGA
Messenger RNA from Cheilinus undulatus (humphead wrasse), 917 nucleotides. It is a transcript of the gene fcf1, whose product is annotated as FCF1 rRNA-processing protein. Gene Ontology annotation, cellular component: nucleolus; small-subunit processome. The record is from RefSeq and is a predicted model, not a curated record. The transcript has 9 exons. Lineage: Eukaryota; Metazoa; Chordata; Actinopteri; Labriformes; Labridae. The coding region runs from base 173 to 733 and encodes 186 amino acids.